Molecule: messenger RNA, 3248 nt
Organism: Ahaetulla prasina
Lineage: Eukaryota; Metazoa; Chordata; Lepidosauria; Squamata; Colubridae
Gene: STXBP2
Product: syntaxin binding protein 2
Exons: 19
Coding region: 121-1893 (590 amino acids)
Biological process (GO): vesicle-mediated transport; intracellular protein transport; neurotransmitter secretion
Cellular component (GO): plasma membrane; secretory granule
Molecular function (GO): syntaxin-3 binding
Source: RefSeq, a predicted model, not a curated record
UGGCGAGGUUCGAGGUCGGCUCCUCCCGCCUGAAGACGCGGAAGUGGCAGCCUCCGGCGGAGCAGCAGCAGCAGCAGGAGGAGCAGCAACCGAAGGAGCCAAAGAGGGAUUAGGUGGGACAUGGCGCCCACCGGGCUGAAGGCGGUCGUUGGCGAGAAGAUCCUGAAUGAUGUUAUACACAGUAUGAAGAAGGAAGGAGAAUGGAAGGUCCUCAUUAUGGAUCAUUCCAGCACCCGCAUCCUUUCCUCCUGCUUUAAGAUGUCAGAUCUUCUGGCUGAAGGAAUCACAAUUAUUGAAGAUAUAAACAAGCGCCGAGAGCCCCUUCCCAGUCUGGAAGCCAUCUAUUUGAUCAGCCCCAUUGAGACGUCUGUCCGUGCUCUGAUAAACGACUUUAAAAGCACUCCCACAUUCACCUACAAGGCUGCCCACGUCUUCUUCACAGACACCUGCCCAGAUGACCUCUUUAAUGAGCUCAGCAAGUCCCGGAUUACGAAAGCAAUCAAGACACUCAAGGAGAUCAAUGUUGCCUUCCUUCCCUAUGAAUCACAGGUAUACACCUUGGACAGCGCUCAAAGUUUCCAUCAUCUCUUUAGCCCCUACUGCAGGGAAGAUAAAAACAACCACUUAGAGAAGAUGGCAGAGCAGAUUGCUACACUGUGUGACACCCUGAAGGAAUACCCCUCAAUUCGCUAUAGGAAUGGUUCUGAAGAGUGUUGCCUAUUGGCCCAUGCAGUGUUGGCGAAGCUGAAUGCCUUCAAAGCAGACAACCCAACCAUGGGAGAGGGCCCUGACAAAUCUCGAUCACAACUUCUGAUAGUUGACCGCAGCUAUGAUCUGGUGUCACCACUUCUUCAUGAGCUCACCUUUCAAGCCAUGGCCUAUGACUUGCUCAACAUUGACAGCGAUACUUAUCGGUAUGAAUCCACAGGCAUCAGUGACUCCAGGGAAAAGGUAGUACUCUUGGAUGAGGACGAUGACCUCUGGGUGCAGUUACGCCAUAUGCACAUCGCAGACGUAUCCAAGAAAGUGACCGAGCUCCUGCGGACCUUCUGUGAAAGCAAAAGGCUCACCACAGAUAAGGCUAACAUUAAAGACCUCUCUCAGAUCCUGAAGAAGAUGCCUCAAUACCAGAAAGAACUUCACAAGUAUUCCACCCAUUUGCAUCUGGCUGAAGACUGUAUGAAUACCUUUAAGGGCACCAUAGAGAAGCUGUGCAGCGUGGAGCAGGACCUGGCCACAGGGGCAGAUGCUGAAGGGGAGAAAGUCAAGAACCCUAUGAAGAGUAUUGUGCCAAUUGUCCUUGAUACCAGUGUGGAGGCAUUUGAUAAGAUUCGCAUUAUCCUCCUUUGCAUACUUCUCCAGAAUGGCAUUAACGAGGAGAACCUCACCAAGCUCAUCCAACAUGCCAACAUCCAGCAGGAGAGAGACAUCCUCUACAAUAUGCACUGUCUGGGAGCCGCCAUCAUGCCAGAGGACACUGCUGGAAACCUGAAGCCUGUGAGGAAAGUGCGGUUAGAGCCUACUUACCAACUCUCCCGGUGGAUUCCCAUUCUUAAGGAUGUCAUGGAGGAUGCCAUUGAAGACAAGCUGGAUAAGAAGGUCUGGCCCUAUGUGUCUUGCCCUGCCCCUGGUCCCUGUUCCCAAACUGCUGUGAGUGCCCGUUUUGGACAUUGGCACAAGACCAAGACAGCAACUGAGUACAGGACAGGACCCCGUCUAAUCUUGUAUGUGCUUGGUGGUGUUACCAUGUCAGAGAUGCGUUGUGCCUAUGAAGUCACGGAGGCUACUGAUGGAAAAUGGGAAGUGCUGAUUGGGUCAUCCCACAUCCUGACCCCCAAGCAGUUCCUGGAAGAUGUACGCAACCUGACUGAGCAGACACCCCUGAAAACCUAAAACUUCUACUAGCCCCUAAGAGACUUGCUGGCAGCAGUUCCAUUAGCUACCUUUUUCUUCAGCAAGAUGGCUUCCUCCUCAUCAAUGUCUUUGUUUGAACUCUUCUGAGGCUGGCCCUAUCUUGAUCCAAUCUUAGGCCAGCUAUCAUGAUUGAAUUGACACUGGAAGAACCUCACCCAGAGCCUAGACUGAAGAUAGCGAUCUAUCUUUAUCUUCAUCUCUUAUGAUGUGGUUUCUGGACACCCUUUAUUUUUCUGCCCUUCCACAAAUAAGGGAAGAAAGGGGGGCUAUGUAGUUCAGGAAUAACUCUCUCCUACUCUUGCCUGCAAGUGAUUUGUUCCAUUACAUGAGGACUUGGCAAGAAAUCAGUUCUUUUAACUUGACCUACACAACUUUGAGGCUUUCAUCAGAGCCUGAUUUUUUUCUUUUCUUCCCCCCCCCCCCCCCCAGCAAAGGAGAUCGAUCAACAAAAGUGAUUGCUUGUUCCUCCUUUACGGAAAUGUUCUGGAACAAACUGUCAUUUCUGGAUUCCCACAUUUAGAAGCUUGGCUGUUCUUUUAACACUUAGCUUGAAAGGAUGAUUGAUUGCUGCUUUUAAAAAGCGGGAAAGAUGAUUUUGCUGAAGAGGUCAUGUGCAUUCUUCAUUAUAAUGAUCCUACAGCUCAGCUGAGGAAUCUCAGUCUUUAAAAUAAAUAUGAAACUGAAGAUUGUUGGCAUUAUCUCUUCUGCAGAGGACAAUUCAAGCUGUGAUAGUUAGGCAAGAAGAUAAUUUUUGCUUCCCAUAUAAAGAAUUGGGUAUGUCAGCCUUCAUCUUGGAAAAGUUACUGUGCCAGUUGAAAAUGGUAUUCUUUAUUUUGGCCUUGUCCCACAACGUACUACAAGGGGCUUCCUGAUAACAGCAUGGGAACAAUAGCCGGUCAAAAAUGUGGCAGCAAGACUGUUCACCAUGAUGCAGUGAGAUGUAUGCUACUGCUUUACACUCCACAAGUGUCUUUGCUUGUAUUUCUGGCCUUGGUUUAAAAUGUUAAAAUUAAACAUUUAACCAGAGCUGUCUCUUUUCAUACAUGCUGUCCAAAUGGUCUUCAGAAUACCUUCAGAUAUUUAACGUAUUUAUUAUUAAAAGAUGUUGCAAUAUUUUAAGUUUAGUAACUUUCAAUAAAUGUAUAAAGAUUAUUUACGCAUUUCUGAGGAGUUAAAGGUAUUAGGGAUGUUUUCAGAUGGUCCAACUCAGACACCCUCCCAAAAGGUGAGAUGGAGACCGUAAUGACACUCGUCCUAGAGAGACUUAUCUGUCAUAAAUGAUCACCUUGGAGCCAGAAUAAGUUUCCUGUGAAAAUAAACAAGGCUUCAUCUUU